Molecule: messenger RNA, 1284 nt
Organism: Vittaforma corneae ATCC 50505
Lineage: Eukaryota; Fungi; Microsporidia; Nosematidae
Exons: 1
Coding region: 1-1284 (427 amino acids)
Biological process (GO): regulation of transcription by RNA polymerase II
Molecular function (GO): RNA polymerase II cis-regulatory region sequence-specific DNA binding; DNA-binding transcription factor activity, RNA polymerase II-specific
Source: RefSeq, a predicted model, not a curated record
AUGAAAGAAGGAACGACCAGACAAACGAAGACGUUGGAGCCUAGCAGAGUCAAAAAGAAUACUAGCAUUAGAAUACCUAACUCUGUAAAGAAGACUGCGCAGAAUGCUGAAACCCCAGAUGAGAUGGAGUUUGAAAAUCAGAAUAACGGACCGAAGAAAAAUACUGAUAGGAAAACCAUCACAGAAAAUAAUGUUAAUGACGAUACCCUAUUAUUGGGCUCAAGUAGAAAUGCUAUGGAAAAUGCUAUAAAUAACCAAGGUAAUACACAGCAUGGUAUUCAGUACAAAGAGGAUAGUGGUAUAGCAGCAAACAGCACACAACCGAACGUUUUUCAAUCAAUCCCUGAAAAAAAAGGUUCUAUGGCAUCCAACACUGCAAGUCUCAGAGAAGAUGCCUGCAAUCUUCUCAUACUCAAAAAUGAGGCAAAACGGCUUGAUGAUAAAAUUUCUCCUCCCAUAAUGAACAAGGAAAAAAAUCAAAGUUUGAGGGUAGAGCAACCAAUGCAGGAGGGAAGUGAGGAAAGUGGAUUGAGAUUGUCGUACGGUAAGCAGAAGGAGGUUGGCCGAAGCCUUGGCGUGACAUGUACUCCACAAUAUACUGGCUCUCAGUACCGUGACGGGCUUAGUCAAGAGGAAGAUAGGCCAGUUAAGCAGCAAGGUAUGCAAAGCAUGAACUCAGAGGCGCAUAGAUCAAAUGUACAGAGUGUUCCUGUGCAUUACUCCAAAACACAGCGACGCGAAGACCAUGUUGAGAAGGAAGAGCCGGUUUCGAGGGAAGAGCUACUGGAAGAACUGAGGAACAUUGCACGUAUAGAAGCCAAAUCUCUUCAAGAAGUAUCAGAUAGAGCGGAAGAGACAUACUUCCAUCCACCAGCAUCUCCCUCCAGGCAUCCUCUGGAAUAUCUUCGAGAGAUAUACCAAACGGAAAAUAGACUAUCAGAGUAUAUGGAGUCUAAGCCAAAGCAUAGGCGACAUGAAAAAGAGUUAAGUGACAGCUCGGCCGUUGAAGUAGAUAGCAGUGGAUUUAAGAGCUUCAAUGAUUUCGACGAGGGAAUAUUCAGGUUUGAUCCCAACACAAAGCUGUUUAACUGUCCGUGGGAGGACUGUGACAAAGCAUUUCCAUCGCUCUCUCGGAUAAAGAGACAUUAUAUUAUCCACACUGACAUUAAGCCAUUUAAGUGUCUUAAUCCUGGAUGCAGCAGAAGGUUUAGUAGAAAGGAUAACAUGUAUCAGCAUUACCGCGUUCAUUGCCCUUUUGCAAAUCAUUCAUACAGACAUCCCUAA